AUGAAAAUCUCUAGAAAUAAUUUUCAAAAGAAUCAAGUCCCUAAUAUGAACAUGAAAAGUAUUCGGGAGAAGAUAGAGAAGGUUAAACCGCACUUCUUGAAAGUUGCAUCUGAUACGCUCCAAGGAUAUGCUUUUGGAUGCAUGGUGGGGGUAUUUUCAUCAUCCAAAAAACCAACUCUCAGCAGCAUUCAUGAAUCUGGAAAGUCUUUUGCAAAGAUUAGUCUGGUGUACUCCACAACGGAAUCGAGUCUUCAGCUUUAUGGGUCGGAAAAUGCUCCACUCAACAGCUUCAUCAGUGGAGUGGUUGCUGGAGGCCUUGGAGUAAAUGACAAAUCCAAAAGAACCAUUUUUGCAGGAGCAGCAUCAUUUGGAUUGUAUACUGGGAUGUCAAGUGCUUUUUCUGUGAGAGGGCAGAAAUGA
Molecule: messenger RNA, 420 nt
Organism: Encephalitozoon romaleae SJ-2008
Lineage: Eukaryota; Fungi; Microsporidia; Unikaryonidae
Product: translocase Tim22/17-like protein
Exons: 1
Coding region: 1-420 (139 amino acids)
Source: RefSeq, a predicted model, not a curated record